Monoraphidium neglectum is the source of this 228-nucleotide messenger RNA. RefSeq lists its product as hypothetical. NCBI's taxonomy places the organism in Eukaryota, Viridiplantae, Chlorophyta, Chlorophyceae, Sphaeropleales, Selenastraceae. The coding region runs from base 1 to 228 and encodes 75 amino acids. The record is from RefSeq and is a predicted model, not a curated record. The transcript has 2 exons.
AUGGUCGAACCAGCGGACGACGCUUCCGAGCAGCCGGUUCCCUGCAAAGUGGAGGCAGUAGUCUUUCCGCCCACACCAGAGCACCAGCUUCUGGGCAAGGUUGACCCGAACAACAUUUACACCAGCGACGUGCACCCGGUCUUGCGCCAGCGCAGCCGCGCCCUGAAGGAUCUCCCGCCGCUGGAGCCGGCGGGGGACGCGGGCAAGCCCGUGCUGCCCGCACAUUGA